This is a messenger RNA of Megalops cyprinoides (Indo-Pacific tarpon), 4029 nucleotides long. RefSeq names its product transmembrane protein 132C. NCBI's taxonomy places the organism in Eukaryota, Metazoa, Chordata, Actinopteri, Elopiformes, Megalopidae. The transcript has 9 exons. The record is from RefSeq and is a predicted model, not a curated record. Bases 521 to 3835 code for a protein of 1104 amino acids.
AGUACGUACCCAAGUUUGAGUGUAGAUGUGAAAGAUAAAACGAAGGAUGAGAGUUUGAACGAGAUGUCGCAAAUGCCAUGGAGGAGUCUCGCGCACAGCUCGGUCUGGCGUUUCCAGCAACACAGGGCGUUUCAAUGAUUUGCACCAAAUGAAGGAUGGAAUAAUCAAUCGACGUGCUGCAUGCAUUACAACGGCAAUAUUAAGUGAAACGGACCAUUCCGCUUUUCUUUAAACUUGAGAAAAGUCAAUCGGCAAGAGUGGGACGGAAAACGCACCAGAAUGCCCUCGCGUUGUACUACUGCUAAUGCUGGAAUAUAAUGAGGAAUGCGUUGCGUUUUUGAGAAAAAAAAGGGAUUUAUGAUAACUAUUGCUAUUGACGCAAACGAACGAGCAGACAUAACAUUUAAUGUUGCGUUCUACAACGGGUUCGUUCAAAACUGGAUUAUGUUACCCGAAAAUUAUUUACCUAUAAACUGAAUUUAGACAAAUACGGACGCAAUCUUUGAACAGUUUACUGAAAAUGUCCAAGAUGAGUAGAUUACGGAUUGCAAAGGGGGAUGCGCUUCAGGCUUGCCCGAUUUUGAAAAUGAUUUUCUUGACUUCUUUCUGGAGAGCUGCUGAAUGCCGGGGAGCUUCAGAUGCCCAGCACAGGUUUUCUUCCUCCCUUCCUACCUACCUGCCGGUGUCCUACCAGGUCCAGAAUGCUGAUUCUGUCUUCUUCUUGAAGGAGGCAGGGCAAGAGGUGAUGCGUAACGGCAGCCUGCAGACACGCAGUGAGCCCUUCUUCGUUCACAUCGCCGAGGUCAUCCCCUCCGUCAACUGUAGCUAUGGAAACAUCUCUGCCGAGGCCACCAUGCCCUUGGAGCUUCUGCAGGCUUCCCCCCAGCUGCUGCCGUCGCCCACCCACAUCACCUUCAACUGGAAGGUGCAGGCGCACAUUGUCAACCCCAGGGUCAGUUCCAAGAGGCCCCGGGUUCAGGUACUGUUCUACCUGGCAGGGCGUCGGUGGGACGAGACGACCCCGCUGCCGGAGCAGCUACCAUGCGUGCGUGCCAUGGGUUACCGGGACAUGGGCGAGGCGGUAGCGGGCUGCCAGUUGGAGGGGACCCUGGGGAUCUGUGUGGCGGAGCUGGAACUGCCCUCCAGCUGGUUCACACCACCGACAGGGCGGAAGAAGCCCCCUGAAGGGGACAGCAAUAUUAUGGAGCUGUACUAUGCCAUCCAGCCACUGGAAAGCAGAAGAAGGGACUGUGGUACCAUAGACCCCAAGAAAAGCAAAAAUGCUGGUAUAGUUCCUGGGCAGGGUGAGGCUACGCCAUACACUCAGAGGAUUGGCUCAGUGGAACUGCUCAGUGGCCAGGAGGAGGAGCCACGCAGGACCAGUCUCAGGUUGGAUGACAACAUUGAGAUCCAGGUCCCACCCAGUCCGGUCAAACAGGGGCAGCUCAUUGGCUUUCGGAUCAGCAUGACCACAGCUUCUAUAGUUGAGCAGUUCACACUGAGAGCCCUGUUCAGAGAGGGAGUGAACUUCAUGGAGGUGAAGCCUAGCAACUUGGGCUCGUGGGAGAUCAAACAGGAAGUGGUCCCUGGGAGUUCCAGUGUGUCCAUUAUCUGCCAGAGGAAACCAAGCUCUGUGGGGGACAGAUUGGAGGGCUCCUUCUACGAGGUCAUGCUAGUAGAGUUUAAGGUAGACAACUUCAUCAACCUCCAGUCCACCCAGUCGGUGCGGUGGCAGAUUGAGUACCCGGGAUCAGCAGGGGCACUGGCAGAGGUGACCUCCGCUAUCUACGUUAUUCAAAGGGAACUGCAGGGCAUUGUCCCACUGGCAGAGGACACGGAAAUCCUGAACACGGCCAUCCUGACGGGGAAGAGGGUGGCGGUGCCAGUGAAAGUGGUGACAGUGGAGCGGGAUGGCACCGUGCGGGAAGUGGAGGAGACCAUCGGCUGCAGUUCCACCGAUGAGGAUGUUGUCAAGGUGUCGCCGGGGUGCGACGCGGUCCUGGUGAAUGGGAAGGAGAUGAGGGGCAAGCAGUCUCUGCUAGUGAACUUCACCUACCUGUACCUCCACACCCAGCUGCAGCUGACAGUGUGGGUGCCCCGCCUGCCUCUGCAGAUUGAGGUGUCGGACACAGAGCUCAGCCAAGUGAAGGGCUGGAGGGUGCCCAUCCUCUCCAACAAGAGACCCACGCGUGACAGCGAGGAUGACGAGGAAGACGAGAAGAAGGGCAAAGGCUGCACGCUGCAGUACCAGUACGCUCUGGUCCGGGUUCUGACCCACUUUGUUGCGGAACCAGCUGAUCCCGGUGGGGAGCUGGUGUACAUGCUUGGUCCUGACUGGCAGGUGGACAUCACGGACCUGGUGCUGGAUUUCUUCAAGGUGGAAGACCCGCGGAUCGCCAGGCUGCUGGACGGCCGGGUGCUGAUGGGGAGGGACCUGGGCAUCACUACCAUCCAGGUGCUGUCACCUCUUUCGGACUCUAUUCUGGCGGAGAAGACAGUGACUGUGCUGGAUGACAAGGUGACCAUCACUGAUCUGGGGAUACAGCUGGUGGCCGGGCUGACACUAUCCCUGCAAUCCAGUCCAGGAAGUAGCCGGGCCAUUGUGGCCACAGCCACUGCCCAGGACCUGUUGCACUCCUCCAAACAGGACGCUAUCAUCAGUGCCUGGAUCCAGUUCAGCGAUGGCUCUGUGACACCCCUCAAUAUUUACGACCCCAAAGACUUCACUCUGAGCGCCACCUCCCUGGAUGAAAAUAUAGUCUCUACCUAUCAGGAGCAACCGCUCAAGUGGCCAGUGGUGGUGGCUGAAGGAGAGGGGCAGGGUCCCCUGGUCAGGGUUGAGAUGGUCAUCUCAGAGACCUGUCAGAAGUCAAAGAGAAAGAGUGUGCUGGCGAUGGGGACUGGGAAUGUCCGUGUAAAGUUUGGGCAGAAUGACGUGGACCAGAAGGGUGGGGGGCAAGAAGAGGGAGAUGGAAAUGGUGGCCUUGACAACAGCACUAGUGAGCGGAGGCUGAAGGGCCUGGAGCAGGACAAGGCCGGGGGAGAUGCCUGGAAAUAUAACAGUGCCUCCUCUGACCGUGAAGAGGGGGCCAUGCGGAAGGUCAGCACCACCACCAAGACCACCAUCACCAGUCGUGUCGGGGGCAACAAGCUGGCUGGCAGCGACUCGGGCCAAAUUGUAAACAUUCCUGUGGACUUCACCAGCUUCCCUGCCCAGGUUGAUCUCCCAGGGGGUGCGGAAAGUGAUCUGUCCCAGACUGCUCGAGGGUUGUCGGACCUUGAGAUUGGGAUGUACGCCCUGCUGGGUGUCUUCUGCCUGGCUAUCCUGGUCUUCCUCAUAAACUGUGUGACCUUUGCCUUCAGGUAUCGCCACAAGCAGCUCCCAGUCCUGGAGCAGGGCAACAUGAACCACGCCCAUGACUGGGUGUGGCUGGGCAAUGAGGCAGAGCUUCUGGAGCACCACACAGAGACCUCCACCCACCCUGAUGAGUGCACCACCAUUAUUGACCGGGGGGAGGGCUAUGAGGAGAGCAAGUACCUGCUCAAUGGUGGGGCUCAGAAGAACAUUCAGGGUCAGAUUCACCGCUCUGCUGACCCCGGGCCCUGCAACGGCAAGGACCCAAAAGUUGAGCCCCUCAACAACUCGCCCAGCGCCAAGCGCAAGCGAGUCAAGUUCACCUCCUUUGCCACCAUUCUCCCAGAUGACGGAGGACCCUACACCAACUCCAUCCUCAUAGGCAAUGAGGACGACAUCAAGUGGGUGUGUCAGGACAUGGAUCUGGGGCAGUCCACAGAAAUCAGAACGUACAUGGAAAGGCUACAAGACAAUCUGUGAGAAGCACGAAAGAGACUAAAAGUGAUUUUAACUCACCUAUAAUGCCUUUGGUCCUGGCAAGGAAGAGGAGGAUGCUGGGAGUUGGGAAUGGAGGAGCCGCCAAGAGAUGGGGGAUAUUCCCAGACAUGACUUUGAAUCCUACAGAGCAAACCUGACUUCUAUAGUCAAUGGAGUGGUCAAUAGACAGUUUUAAU